This is a messenger RNA of Oncorhynchus keta (chum salmon), 725 nucleotides long. Its product is annotated as collagen alpha-1(XXIII) chain-like. The record is from RefSeq and is a predicted model, not a curated record. Lineage: Eukaryota; Metazoa; Chordata; Actinopteri; Salmoniformes; Salmonidae. The coding region runs from base 249 to 725 and encodes 158 amino acids. The transcript is spliced from 4 exons.
CUGUCUUACUGGUCUAAAUCAUUCGACCUGAGAGCGCGUGAGCGCAACUACACAGCCUACGCUACUGUUGCGUCCAGCUUUCCUCCCCAUUCACCUAUACUCAGAUGUAAACGUUCAUUCUAGUGAUGGCGCCGAUGCUGUAACAAAGUGGCAUUUUAAAAAAUCGAUUAUUUCUAGCAGGAAAUGCUGCACACAGGAAAAGUGCUUACAAUUGAUUUCUAGUAUUUUUUUUGGCUGCCAACGUCAGGAUGGGAUCCCACGCAAAAUCAGCGAAUAAGAAGGCCAAGGAAUCUAUCAACUGCCUCAAAUCAAACUUUUCAUAUUGUUUAGUCGGGCUGUUAAUUGUCUUUUGUAUCAUGCUGUCGGUGUGUUCUAUGGCGUUUUGUUUUUUGGUCAACUUCAAGACAUCUUACCUGGAGUACAGAGUGCAUACAUUGGAGAUGGAGAGAAUGUUCCUGAUCCAUCCCGAUGCAUCCGCGCAGGAUGAGAAUGGAACAGUACCUGGUCUCCAGGAUAUCAUUGAAAAAAUUGUGCAAGAGAGACUGACCAUAGCACUGCCCAAACUUCGCACUGCCAGGGAGGUCAUUCAAGAGUGCUCCUGUCCUCCAGGGCCUCCAGGAAAACGAGGAAGGCUGGGAAGACAAGGCGACCCUGUACAUUCGCACAUCUCCAUAAAAAGCAGCCUUCUGUCUCAUGACCUGACUCCACUCGACUUCAGUCCUUGA